AUGUCCUCGACUCCACCUUCCCCAAAGGCAGACGAGGACCCCUCUUCCUCUCAGCGGAAUGUCACCGACCCCGCCGACUGCACCCAAGCUGACGAGCCAAAAAUGCCCGAACCAUUGGAACGACAAGACCUCUACCACUACACGUUUCCUCGUGAUGUUGUACCUCCUCUGAUGGCUGCUGUUGUCCUUGGUACAAAGCCCCCCCUCUAUUUCCUUGGUUGGAGAUACAAAUAUCGAGAGUUCCGCAAGCGCUUCGACAAUGGGCACUAUGAAGACCCUUCCAUAAUAUUUCGCCAGAAGAUCCUACCUCGUUUUGCGGAGCAGAGCCCGGAGUUUGAGAAUGCCAGGCCGAGGUCGCGUCCCAUGAUUUGGGUUGACCGCAAUGUUGGCCACUGCACUGUGAUCGCGGGGACGAAUGCAUUCGAGAGUGCCCAAAACCUCGCGCGAAACGACAAAUUCGUAGAAGCUGUCAAGAAGGUCCUCAACGAGGACCGUGAGCCCGUGUGGUAUCGGCACCCACCCAAGGAGGCGUUCGAGUGA
Molecule: messenger RNA, 540 nt
Organism: Schizophyllum commune H4-8
Lineage: Eukaryota; Fungi; Basidiomycota; Agaricomycetes; Agaricales; Schizophyllaceae
Exons: 2
Coding region: 1-540 (179 amino acids)
Source: RefSeq, a predicted model, not a curated record